AUGGAAGUUCCCAAGCGUCGCAAAUCAGUCUUCAUGGAAGUUGGCUUGGUUGACGAAGCCACUGUCCAACGCGAACGUUCACCGGCUCCGACCCUGAUAUCGCGCCGCACGCCGAAAAGCAUACGUCCUAGCCGAACAGUACGGUUCAGAAGCCAAAACAGCCUGUUCGGGGACGAGGAGGGUGAAGAUGCCAACAACAGUGACCUGGACGAGGCCUUGGGACCGGCUUUGGCGGAUAUGGCAACAUCUGCAAAUUCGAAUAUGCGGCCACUAUCCUACCUAAGCCCGCAGGCGCACCGGCUGGCCUUGCUCGUGCUGGGCCUGAUAUUGGUGCUGCCUAUCUUGCACACCAAUCCCUUGUUUUCAAUUGGAGCGAGAGCAAGUGCUAUCCCGUCACAUGCGCGUGAGGCCACUGUUAGCAAGCGAGAAGACACGAAUACUCAGGUCUGCAAACGGUGGGCGCAUCAGUCUGCCGUGGUCAACGGAACACUCUACAUCUACGGCGGCCGGUCGACCACCGAUUCCAAGCAGACAAGCAACACAUGGACUAAUGAUUUCCUGGCUCUUGAUCUCACAAAGUCCUGGCAAAUCAGCAGUCCAUCUCUGAGGGGCCUCCCACGGCCCUCGGGUCCGCCCAAAGUAUCAAUGGGUUACCUCUGGGGUUCGCUCAACUCACUUUUCUUCUACGGGGGAGAAUUCUCGGACGACCCGCAAGCGUCGCCCACUGCCUUCUCCACCUGGGAGUACCAGAUCGGGUCCAAUCAAUGGGUCGAACAUAAAGAACCCAAGACAUCCGCAGGUGAGCAUGCGCCGGAUGACGGCCAGCCAGUUCACCGCUCUGCCGAGGGAGCCGGUUUUGGUGUCGCCACGCUUGGGAGAGGAUGGUAUUUUGGCGGUCACUUGGACUUCCUUACCACCGAAGGUUGGAGCAACCAAGUUCCUCGGGUAUACUUGAAAAGUCUACUGGAGUUUACCUUCCCCGGGUAUACCAAUAAACAGGUCAAAACCCUCGAGGACGGAAAGACAGCCGGUCCUGAGGGCGUCUAUCGCAACAUUACCGAAGGUGGCCUGCAGGAUACGGCCGGUUUCCCCGAACGAGCCGACGGCCUUCUAGUGUACAUACCUGGUUUUGGUGAAGAAGGUAUCUUGCUAGGACUCACCGGUGGAGUCAACGAGUCGUUUACGCAAAUGAACGUCAUUGAUGUCUUCGAUAUUGCCACUUCAAAGUGGUACAAGCAGAGCACAAGCGGUAGACAACCUCAGUACCGAGUCAACCCUUGUGCUGUGGUAGCUGCCGCCGCUGAUGGUUCUUCGUAUAACAUCUACAUGUUUGGCGGGCAAAAUCUUCAGCCAUUCAAAAACCAGACUCAAUACGACGAUAUGUGGAUCCUCUCCGUUCCGUCAUUCACGUGGAUCGAGGUUAAGAUGGGACCGGAUCAGUCUGUGCCUUACCCGCGCGCAGGCCACACCUGCCAUAUAUGGGACAGCCAGAUGAUUGUGGUUGGUGGAUAUGUUGGCCAAGAGCUGUCUUGUGAUGCUCCGGGCAUAUACGUCUUCAAUACAUCGAGCCUGCAGUGGUCCGACCAAUUUACAGCCCUCACCGGCGAACGAGCACUUCGGCCGUUUGAUGGGAACAAAGACAGUGGAAACCCGCUCGCCCAGCAGGCCAACCAACGGGGAUUCGAUGCCAAAGCUGGACUGCAAGGUUCCUAUGGCUACGCUGUACCACCUCUUGUCCAGUCCGUCAUCGGUGGUAAGGAGACAGGUGGCGCAACGCUGACUGCACCGGUUCAGACUCCGACUGAAGGUCCGCUUGUGACUGGAAGGCCACAUACCUACACUGUCACAGGUCCGAAUGGAGCCGUAAUCACCGAGGUAAGCGGAGGCGGUGGUUCAGGUGGUGGCGGCAGAGGAACAAACACAGGUGCCAUCGUGGCUGGCACCAUUGCCGGGGUGUUUGCUGUGGUAGCCGGGUAUAUGGCCUUCUGUGCUUGGGUUUACAGGAAGCAGGUCAAGAUGUGGAAGGCACAUGCCGCCGCGACUGCUGCCCGAACUGAGAAGCAUCCGGACGGCGCUCUUGGUGCCACGGGGCCAACGGCAACUUCUGCCUCAGGAAAGGACUCGAGUGACAGGAACGCGAGCGAUGCAUUGUUCCCACCGACGGAUAGCUCGAGCGCAGGAGGAGCGCGAAUGAGCAAUGAUGCUGGGCCGGCAUCUGUUGUCGACCCGCUGGGGAGGAGGAGUAGUGGCUCGAGCUCUACCGAGGACUUGCUCGCUGGGCAAGAGCCUACUUUCUGGGGCGCGCGGGGUGUAUUGCUAAACCCGAGAAGGAGUUUAAGGGUAAUCAAUCGAGACUAA
This is a messenger RNA of Westerdykella ornata, 2358 nucleotides long. Its product is annotated as kelch repeat protein-like protein. Bases 1 to 2358 code for a protein of 785 amino acids. NCBI's taxonomy places the organism in Eukaryota, Fungi, Ascomycota, Dothideomycetes, Pleosporales, Sporormiaceae. The record is from RefSeq and is a predicted model, not a curated record. The transcript has 6 exons. Gene Ontology annotation, molecular function: protein binding.